AUGGCAUUUAUUCGUUCUCCUGCCAUACGGCGCAUAGUUACUGGUGCCUCCCCCCAUCUGCAAGCUACACAAAAGAGAUGGGCGCAAGUUCAUAAUGUUCGGUUCUUGAACACCCAGCAAUCAGAUAGAGUCCUAGACAAGUACAAGGAGAAGCUUGAUCAGAAAGCAAAAGAGCAGGGUCUGCGAGAUGUCAAUGAGUUGAAAGAAGCGUACAAAGCGAAAAUUGAGGACCUGAAAAAGAAAUCUGCCGUUGCUAUACCUGUCAAUGCCCCUCCUACUCCACCAUCAUCCCCGACUACCUCAUCACCAUUUCCUGCAGCUCCACCACCACCUCAAACACCCGCUGAGAAAGUGCCCUCCUCCAACCCCGGGCUAAAGACUUUGUCCUCGUAUCUUAAUCUUGAGAAAAUUCGUGCUUUACCACAAAAAGAAAUUGAAGCACUCUGGCGACUUCGACAUGUCAAAGAUGCCCAGUCAUUGUGCGCAGCCAUACCUCUGAAUGUAUACAAAGCCCUUGAAACCACAGCAAAGAAAUUCCCUCACUUCAUCUUACCACUCGCCAAAGAGGGUCAAGGUGCAGAAAUCCAUUUCUUGCAAUGGACUUUCCCGGCCGAAAAUACCGUCACUGUUCUCUUCACACAUCUGGCAGAAUACAAACUGAGAGGAGAGUAUAGUCAACCACAUACUACAAUCACCCAUCACUUGGAACUGGAAAAGGAGAAGGAGUUGGUCUUAUUGCAUGGACAAGUUGUGGAAGGAAGAGGCGUGAGUGUCGACGAAGCAAAGUGGCUGGUCAUGUGUUUGCAGAAAUUCUACGGCCCGGUUGGGGAGAAGAGUGAUAGGCGUCGAUUGUUGGAGAUGUUUGGAAGAGGGGAUCCAGCUUUCAAGCUUGAGGAUUUGGUCGAGGAGGCCGAAAAGAUCAUAUAG
This is a messenger RNA of Sclerotinia borealis F-4128, 927 nucleotides long. Lineage: Eukaryota; Fungi; Ascomycota; Leotiomycetes; Helotiales; Sclerotiniaceae. The record is from the annotation of a GenBank genome assembly.